Molecule: messenger RNA, 1093 nt
Organism: Aricia agestis (brown argus)
Lineage: Eukaryota; Metazoa; Arthropoda; Insecta; Lepidoptera; Lycaenidae
Exons: 7
Coding region: 117-1061 (314 amino acids)
Cellular component (GO): membrane
Molecular function (GO): phosphatidylinositol bisphosphate binding
Source: RefSeq, a predicted model, not a curated record
AUAUUUGUAGUUCGCACUACAGAGGUUAACACUUGGCAUAAAACUUUAGAUGUUCUGCAGUCCGCGAGAACACCUCGGCUGAGUUGGACAUCUGUUACCGAAACACAGACACAGAAAUGGAAACCGUACCUUAUCAUCCUCUCAUCGAGAUAUCACAGGAGCAACUAAAACAGGCCCGCGAGUUCUACGGAGUUGGGAACGCAAAGAGGAUACAAGAGAGCCUAGACCAAGUCGAAGAAUGGUGCAAAAAGCAAGACCAUUUAGUAGAUGCUCUACCGUUUUUAAGUAGAAUAAUUCUUGAAAGAUUGUUCAUAAUGGCGAAAGGUUCAAUAGAAGGUACAAAGAUUAAAAUAGACAAAUUCUGCACCACCAGAGCAAUGAUGCCAGAGAUAUGCCUCAACAAGACCUUAGAAGAAUUCGAUCAACUUAGCAAAUCAGUGUCCUACGUGCCGCUGCCAAAGUUAAACCCUGCUGACAACUCAAGAGUGAUGGUAACGCAGCUGACAUCGGAAAAUUUCGAUAAUAUCUCUCUACUGUCGUACAUAAGAUAUUGUUAUUUCAUCGGAGAAUACAGACUGAAUUUUGACUACAGCAUUUCAGAACGAUACAUCGUCGACCUAAAACAUGCUAACUCGAGCCUACUCACAAAAUUGAACCCGAUUAUUUUGAAGAAGGGAGAAAUUUUAUGCACGGAAGGGUAUGGAACAAAAAUCGCUGGCAUUCACAUAUUGAACGCCCCGUCUUUCGUUGACAAGUUCGUGUUUAUACUGAAACAAGGACUCAAAGAGAAGGUGGCAAGCCGACUUCAUGUGCACAACUCGUAUGAGGACCUCCAAAAACAUAUAUCCAAGGAAAUUUUGCCAAAAGACUAUGAUGGUCUAGCGCCACCGAUGUCCGAAUUAAGAGAGCAAUGGCAAGAGACGUUGAAAUCAGAGGAAACGCGACGGCUGGUACAGAACGCUGAGAGAUUAGUCAGCAACGAGUCCAAACGCAGCGUCGCUAAGUUCAACGAGGAGUACUUGGGGAUGCCCGGCUCGUUUAGAAAACUAAACGUCGAUUAGUUGUAACUUGUAAAUAAACUUGGUUUAACACU